AUGCCCUUUGUCGACAUCGAUACCUCCAGUGGAUUGUUUUCCUUUCGUUACAGCAUUGCCACGCCGACCUCGACAACAGACUCAGUAGAGGCAAUUUCUCCGGAUCUACCAUGCAUUCUGUUUUUACAUUCGGGUUAUGUAGGACAGGAGGUAUUUGAAGACCAGUUUGCGGACAGACGACUACGAGAAUUCAACUUGAUAGGAGUUGACAUGAAGGGAUUUGGAGAUACGAAAGGGCUAAUCGGAAAUGCGCCGUUCACUCCCCGAGAAUCGGCGUCAGAUGUAGACCAAAUUACAGAGAAAUUGAACCUUCCACCAUGUCAUAUCUUUGGGCUCGCGAACGGAUGCACAGUUGCGUUAGAAUUAGCUGGAGGUUACCCAAGCAGGGUUUUGUCUUUGACACUAUGCUCUCCGCUAUCUGAAGUAGAGCGAGAAUCGGUCAUCGCUGGUCGUACAGAGGUAUUCAAGUAUUGGCAACAAAUGGAUGAAGUUAUUCGGUCUCCUACUGCUGAGAGUGAAGAAUUUCGAAUUUCGACUAGCGAAGAAUUGGCCGGAGAUGUGUUGCUUGGAUCCGGACAGCUUAUGGUGAACAAUUCCAAGUCGAACCGUGCUGUCUCGAUGCUAAGCCACGCAAUAGCGACCGCGAAGCGAAACUGGUCUGGCUCCCCGGAAAAACUGUCCUUAGCUUACAAAACGUCGCUAGAAUGGUUCCUGGAAAGGAGGCCAAUUCCUGACGACAUGUUGGAAAAGAUCGCCGUCCCCGUUAGCAUCAUCUAUUGUUCUGAAGACGUCGCCUAUCCGCUAGAAUGUGCGGAGGAACUAGAGAAGCGGCUCAUCGAUGCAGGAGUCCCCAAGGUAGCUCUGUACGAAGUCCCAGGUGCCCACUACGGAAGCAUCACGAACCCCAAAGACAUCAAUAAAAUACUAUACGAAACCGUCUCCUCUUGCCACCCGAACCUCCUAGGGAGCUCUGUUUCUUACGUCUUUGACGCUCAAGACAGACUUGUGACGCCUUUUACGGAAGUUCUCGUGCAGCACGGGUACGAUCCCGCAGAAGAUAGUACGAACGAGAACGGCGGGUUGGGAGUGCAUUUGGCUCUAUGA
Molecule: messenger RNA, 1104 nt
Organism: Cyclocybe aegerita
Lineage: Eukaryota; Fungi; Basidiomycota; Agaricomycetes; Agaricales; Hemipholiotaceae
Source: the annotation of a GenBank genome assembly